AGGCAGCGUAAGCAAAGAGCAAACAAACAUCACUAACUAAAAAGUAACAUUCACUUUCACACGAGGUGGCUUCUGUCCUCUUCUUCCUUAUAAAACACCAAGUGCCCAUACGAAAUGGACACACAAAAACCCAUCAACAACAAAAGAAAACGAGGAGGAGCUCGCAAGCCUCUCCCUCAAACCCCAUCUCCCCAACCCCACAACGACGUCGUCGCCCCAGAUCACGACUGCGCGUCGGUUGACGCGCCGCCGAUGGGAAAAGUGAUGCCGUCAAUGGACGCAGUGGUAAAGGUGUUUUGUACUCACACGGAGCCUAAUUACUCGCUACCCUGGCAGCGAAAGAGGCAGUAUAGUUCAAGUAGCAGUGGGUUUGUAAUUGGGGGCAAGAGGGUUUUGACAAAUGCGCAUUCCGUUCAGCAUUUUACUCAGAUUAAGUUGAAGAAACGUGGGUCUGAUACCAAAUAUUUGGCUACUGUAUUGGCUAUUGGAACCGAAUGCGAUAUCGCUCUGUUGACAGUGAGCAAUGAAGAAUUUUGGGAAGGAGUAUCUCCUCUUGAAUUUGGAGGAUUGCCUGUAUUGCAAGAUGCUGUCACAGUUGUAGGCUACCCUAUUGGUGGAGACACAAUAUCAGUGACAAGUGGUGUUGUAUCUCGCAUUGAGAUACUAUCAUAUGUUCAUGGAGCUACUGAACUUCUUGGUCUUCAGAUAGAUGCUGCCAUAAACUCUGGAAAUUCUGGUGGGCCUGCCUUCUCUGAUAGUGGCAAGUGUGUCGGGAUUGCAUUUCAAUCCCUUAAACAUGAUGAUGCUGAGAACAUUGGUUAUGUCAUACCAACACCAGUAAUUUUGCAUUUUAUUCAAGAUUAUGAAGAGAAUGGAAUGUAUACAGGUUUUCCAAUUCUUGGAGUUGAGUGGCAAAAGAUGGAGAAUCCUGAUCUUCGAAUGUCUAUGGGAAUGGGGCCUGAACAGAAGGGUGUACGCAUAAAAAGGAUCGAACCUACUGCUCCAGAAUCUCAUCUUUUGAAGCCAUCUGAUGUUAUCCUUAGCUUUGACGGGGUUGAUAUUGCUAAUGAUGGUACAGUUCCUUUCAGGGAUGGAGAACGCAUAGGUUUCAGCUACCUUGUUUCCCAAAAAUAUGCUGGAGAUAAGGCUCUAGUUAAAAUUCUCCGUAAUUCUGAGACACUAGAGUUUGAUAUAAAACUUGCAACUCACACAAGGCUUAUACCAGCGCACAUCAAGGGAAAACCACCUUCUUAUUACAUAGUUGCUGGAUUUGUUUUUUCAGCUGUGUCUGUCCCAUAUCUGCGUUCAGAGUACGGAAAGGAUUAUGAUUUUGAUGCCCCAGUGAAGCUUCUGGACAAGUAUCUACAUGGAAUGGCACAAUCAGUUGAUGAACAAGUAGUUGUUCUUUCCCAGGUACUUGUGGCAGAUAUCAAUAUUGGCUAUGAAGAGAUAGUCAACACCCAGGUUCUUGCUUUUAAUGGAAAACCUGUUAAGAAUCUGAAGGGAUUAGCUUAUAUGGUAGAGAACUGUGAUGAAGAAUACAUGAAAUUUAAUCUCGAGUAUCAACAGAUUGUGGUCUUGCAGACCAAAAAAGCCAAGGCUGCAACAACAGAUAUUUUAACUACUCAUUGCAUACCUUCAGCCAUGUCUGAUGAUCUCAAGGCAUAAGAGAAGAAUGCAUUAGGAAGUUGCAGGAAGCAAAAAUCAUUAUGUAGAGAUCUCUUGUGCUAUAUAUUGAGAUACUAGUCAGAACUUAGCAGAUAUUGUCCACACACACACACACACACACACUCACACAAUUGACUUCAGUUCAUGAAUAUGACUUGUUAAUUUUUUUUAAAACAAUAAAUUUGGUUAGUACUCUAAAUAUCUAAUAUCUAUUAAUAAUUAUCAUAAUAUUGUGAACGUAGACAAAGGACGUCCAGAGGUCAUUUCGGUGGUGUUGCUUACUGGCUAUAGGUUUUUAUGUGUUUCUGAAUCGUGUUUUGUGAUGCUUGAUUCUCAGCUUGCACGUAAUUAUGUUGGGAACCUUCCAUUUAAAUGUUUCCCUAUAUCUCAAGGGGAUAUAUUUGGUGUAA
Messenger RNA from Daucus carota subsp. sativus, 2078 nucleotides. Its product is annotated as protease Do-like 9. The transcript is spliced from 9 exons. NCBI's taxonomy places the organism in Eukaryota, Viridiplantae, Streptophyta, Magnoliopsida, Apiales, Apiaceae. Gene Ontology annotation, molecular function: protein binding; serine-type endopeptidase activity. Gene Ontology annotation, biological process: proteolysis. Bases 115 to 1668 code for a protein of 517 amino acids. The record is from RefSeq and is a predicted model, not a curated record.